Amphimedon queenslandica is the source of this 1458-nucleotide messenger RNA. RefSeq names its product dol-P-Glc:Glc(2)Man(9)GlcNAc(2)-PP-Dol alpha-1,2-glucosyltransferase-like. The coding region runs from base 24 to 1382 and encodes 452 amino acids. Gene Ontology annotation, cellular component: endoplasmic reticulum. The transcript is spliced from 10 exons. Gene Ontology annotation, biological process: protein N-linked glycosylation; dolichol-linked oligosaccharide biosynthetic process. Gene Ontology annotation, molecular function: dolichyl pyrophosphate Glc2Man9GlcNAc2 alpha-1,2-glucosyltransferase activity. The record is from RefSeq and is a predicted model, not a curated record. Lineage: Eukaryota; Metazoa; Porifera; Demospongiae; Haplosclerida; Niphatidae.
GACGUAGGCAUACAUCAUAAAACAUGGCGGCAAUAAUGUUGCUGCUUGGAGUAUCUAUUCUUGCUCUCUUGAAUUCAAUAAUUUUAUAUUAUAUAAAUGAAACUGUACCCUCUCCUUAUAUGGAUGAAAUAUUUCACGUUCCGCAAGCUCAGCAAUAUUGCCGGAAUAAUUUCAGUCACUGGGACCCAAUGAUAACCACGCCCCCUGGGCUAUAUUUAAUUUCAUUAUUAACAAUAAAGCCAUUGUCAUCACUGUUUGCUAAAGAUCUAUGCAUUACAUCAUUAUUACGUGCCCAGAACGUCCUUUUUAGUCUCAUCAGUUUCAUUGUAUUUCAUUCGUUACUAUCGUCAAUACAUUCCCAAUUAAAGCCCACCUUAUUAAUGGUGAUGUCAUCGCUCACCCUAUCUCUCUUUCCUCCAUUAUUCUUCUUUAAUUUCUUAUAUUACACUGAUGUUGGCUCCACCCUCUUUGUAUUAUUUGGCUACUUAAUGUCGAGACAGCACAGACACCUCCUUGCUUCAAUUUCGUUAGGAGUGAGUCUGUUGUUUCGACAGACUAAUAUUGUGUGGGCGGCAUUUGUGGGAGGAGCAUCUAUACUGAGACACUUGGAACUGGAAUUAUCAAGAAAUAAAAAGCUUCCAUCUUUAUUUUAUCAGUUCAUUACUCUAUUAAAGACUCUUCUAUUCCAACUACCAGCUGUUCUCUCUUGGGUGUGGUCAUACGUCUUAUUAGGAAUUGGUUUUAUGAUAUUUAUAAUUAUUAAUAACGGAGUUGUACUAGGAGACAGAUCACAUCAUAUUGUCAGUACACAUGUACCACAAGUAAUGUACUUCUCAUGUUUUGUUUGUUUCUUCUCUUUUUGGAAUAUUCUCUUCCGUUGGAAAUUAUUUUUAAAGUCGUUUUUCAAUCAUUUUUUUCGAUACCUAUUCCUUUAUGUACUACUGACAGCAAUUGGACUAAUGGCUGCUCACUAUUACACUUAUGAGCAUCCAUAUUUACUAGCUGAUAAUCGUCAUUACACGUUUUAUAUUUGGAAGAAUAUUUACAGAAGAGAUGAGGAAAUAAAGUAUUUCCUUACUCCAAUGUAUAGCGUUUGCAUGAUAAUAAUAAUGACAUUAUUAAGAGAGCAACAGUCCUUUUGGUGGAUGUUAUUAUACUCUGGUGUUUGUAUAGUAACGUUAGUACCACAAUCUUUAUUCGAGUUCCGGUACUUCAUAAUUCCAUACCUCAUGUUCAAGGUUCAUGUCAGACCCAGUUCCUUGGCAGCCAUUUUAUUAGAGGUGUGUCUUUAUGGCGCCAUUAAUACUCUGACUCUAUUGAUAUUCAUUAAUAAACCUUUUCAAUGGGAGGGAAGCUCACAGUUGCAAAGGUUCAUGUGGUAAGUGUACCACCAGCAGCUGGUAUUAAAUAACUUGAUGUCAAAAGUGUAUAAAUAUAAAUAAAUAAAAUAAACGAUAA